AUGGAGGAUCCCCAACUGAACUGGCCCGACUCGACCGACGUGCUACAAGGCAUCAUGGCCGCCCAAGACGGUCCCUAUUCACAUCCAGACCUCACAGACUGUGGUCAGUCAGGUCUAACUCUCGACUCAACCCCACAUCCACUACUGGAUCUGGAUCUGGCAUCCAUCGAGCCCCGCAGCCAACCCGCUUUCUUGUGGUCAUCCACCUCCACUUCAUCCGCCGAGCCACACGACUUUUAUCACCCGUAUUAUCAUUCUUCGCGUCUUGCGGCCGAUCAGGAUGCUUGGAGCCCGCUGCAGGUCACCGGCGUUCCGACGAACCCGUCGUCCAUGUCGCAUAUGAACAUGGCGAUCGGGGAUCGGGAGGGCGGGUACGCGAAACAUCAUUAUCGUACUCCCUCCGAUUGUGGGAGUCAGUAUAUGGGCAGUUUACACUCAGGGGACUCCGGGUAUGGUGGGAGUAAUAGCUGUGCGACACACUCGGUUGUGACCUCGUCCUAUGGUGUGGACUCGAUGUCGAGUCCGCAGAUUGGACCGAAGGAGCAAGGCUUUGGAGAGUCGCUGGCCAUGUUUAGUCAAGCCUUUUCUGGUCCUCCAAUCUUUACGGCGGGCCUGGUCUGUUCCCCGGAUGACUCGGUCAAGUGUGAUCAUCCUGCUUGCACGUGGGUGGGCAAGUGCCCGUCCGAUAAAAGGAAACACGAAGCCAGACAUCGGAAGCUGUUCAAGUGUGACGAGCCUAACUGCCCUCGCAAUGAAGGCUUCGGUACGAUCAACGACUUGGCCCGCCAUAAGAAGUGCGUUCACAAUAAAGAGCCCGAGCGCGGGCCUAAGAUGAUGUAUCUCUGCUUUGGGAAGAAUUGCCCACGGCCAAACAAGAAGUGGCCUCGACUGGAUAACUUCAAGCAGCAUCUGGGUCGGAUGCAUCAUGGGGAAGAUGCGGAUGCUCUCCUCAAAAAGUCCAUGGACUGGUAUGAGAGUUUGACCGGACAACCCAGUCAAAUCCCCGAGGACACCGCCUCGCAGGACGAUCCCUUGAACGAGACACAGCAGGAUCUGGUCUCCAAUCACGAGAUGGAUCUAGAUUCCGUUGCCUCCGGGGACACUCCCGAGGAGAAUAUGGAUUUUUCACCGUCCGGCGCAGCAACACCCAAGCCCCUCCAAUAUAACAAUUCACAACCCGAGAUCCCCCAACUGAGUACUCUAGCAUCACUUACGAACGAGACCCGUGAUUCAACGACAGAACGCGGCAACAUAAAAUCAGAAACAUUCGUCGCAGACGCAGCAGACAACCUCAUCAACGCUAUGACCAAAAUGAUGAACAGCCGCGGCCGAAGAUCCAGCCAACAAAGCGACGAAGGAAUCGAGAUCGAAUCAGAUCACAACACCCUCUCCCAACCACAACGCCAAAUGCUUCAAAAAGUCCUCUCCGCAGCCCUGGAGCGUCUAUCAGACGAUGCCUCCUCGAUAGCACCCGAACCCAACGACGAGAAACAAGAUUGGUUCCAAUGUGACGUAUGCUCGAAGCGUACCCGGCUACGUUGCGAAAUGAAAAAACACCAAAAACGCCACGAACGCCCUUACGGCUGUACAUUCCCACACUGCGCCAAAUCCUUCGGCAGCAAAGCAGACUGGAAACGCCACGAAACCUCCCAACACCUCCACCUCCCCAGCUGGCUCUGCACAUCCCACGACGCCUCCAAAAACGCCUCCUGCGAGCGCAUCUUCUACCGCGAGGAAACCUACGCCCAGCAUCUGACCACGCACCACCACGUUCCUAAGGCCAAAGUCAAGAGCGUUGUGCAGGGAAGUCGGCUCGAUCUCGCGGAUCAGUCGCAUUUCUGGUGUGGGUUUUGUGGGAAGGAUGUCGCGUUGCGGAAUUCGGGGAGUGUGGCGUUGGAUGAGAGGUUUAAUCAUAUUGAUGUGGAGCAUUUUAAGAAGGGGGAGCGUGGGGGGGGAUUGGUGUUUUUCGAAUGGGGAGGGUGGUAG
This is a messenger RNA of Penicillium cataractarum, 1986 nucleotides long. Its product is annotated as putative C2H2 finger domain protein. The record is from RefSeq and is a predicted model, not a curated record. Gene Ontology annotation, biological process: regulation of transcription by RNA polymerase II. Bases 1 to 1986 code for a protein of 661 amino acids. The transcript is spliced from 5 exons. Gene Ontology annotation, cellular component: nucleus. Lineage: Eukaryota; Fungi; Ascomycota; Eurotiomycetes; Eurotiales; Aspergillaceae.